Messenger RNA from Closterium sp. NIES-67, 3181 nucleotides. Lineage: Eukaryota; Viridiplantae; Streptophyta; Zygnematophyceae; Desmidiales; Closteriaceae. The record is from the annotation of a GenBank genome assembly.
ACACUAUAGUUCCUUGCUGCAUAGUAAGCUGGCAGUUGCUGCCAAUGGCGUUUCUGCGCGGUCUCGAUACCCACUCGCCGAACUUGACUGGACAUUAGCAGAAAUCGCUCGCGUGGCGGGACUCCCAGGGAAAAUCCUUCCUCGGAGGCGUAGGUGUGGUCACGUCACGUGCCGACUCCCGUGCUCUGUUAGGACCAUGUACUUCCAAAAGAUCGAGAGCUUUCAGGCGUAGCAAGGAUACUGUUACAUCUCCCAGUGGCGUCGUAACAAUGUCGAACCAGCGUUUGCAGUGGGCGAGGGGGUCAUUCAUUCACAGUGCUUAAAUGGACGCCACUCGGCAACCAUUACUGCAGUCGUCAUCUGCCAGCCACUGAUUUUUCCUCGUGCUGCUUCCAGACUACAGUAGAAGGACCUUGCGGGCGGGCAGGAUGCGACGUUCGUGCGACGUCCAAAUCGUCUGCGAGGUCGCCCCAAUCCCACCCGCCGAGACCGUCGUGAAAUGGGCGGUCAACUCAGCACAUCAGCGAAAGCAGAGAGAGCAGCCAAGCCAACCCGCCUCGACCCUCAUCCGAUGAGGGAGUCCCUUCUUCCCCAUCGACCCCAUCGACCCCAUCGACCCAUCGAGCCCAUCGAGCCCAUCGAGCCCAUCAAGCCCCCCGCAGCCGUGUCCCGCCUGCGCGCGCGGGGGUACGCUGCAUCCGCCCCUUGCGGAAGCGGCGGAAGCUGCGGAGUCCGUGUGACUCGGCGUGCAAGCCCCGGGAUAUCUCGUCUGAAAUUUCGCGUCCGUACUGUUCGUCUCCGCACUGUUGGCCUCCGCACUGUUGGCCUCCGCACUGUUCCUCGAAAGAACCACCUGUCCGACGAAUUCAGGCGUCUCCCCGGUGGCGAAUUCCGAUGAUACUCGUUUCACUUAGGCGACUCAAUUCAGUCCGUCCGCCAUUGAACUACUCCGAGAAGCAAGACUGCCAAGGGAAAAACCAAAGUCGAAGAGAUUGUCUCCUUCAAGGAAAACCCAGGGCGGGCUGCUCUUCUUCACGCGGGCUGCUCUUCUUCACGCGGGUUGCUCUUCUUCACGCGGGUUUGCUCUUCUUCACGCGGGUUGCUCUUCUUCACGCGGGUUGCUCUUCUUCACGCGGGCUUCUCUUCUUCACGCGGACUGCGCUGCUCUGCGCCGCCAUGGCGCGUUCCUCGGAAGCGAUCACGGGAUCCGCGUCCCCGUCCUCCCCGAUCUCCAUUCGGCCCUGGUCGCCCGAGGAGGACGCGGUUCUGCUGCGCCAUGCACUGCAUUGCGGCACGAGGCAGUGGGGAGAGUUGGGGAGGAGCGGUCAGCUGAAGAGAAACAACAAGUCGUGCUGUAACCGUUACAUCUUCCUCAGAAGGAAGUUCGUUCAGCGCUUUCAGGAGAGCCUUCUGAGGGAGCACUUGGGAGGCAGUGCACAUCCGCAGCUCAUUGCUGCGGAGCGCUACCAUCAGUUGCCACGGCACACCCAGCAGCAGCAGCAGCAGCAGCAGCAGCAGCAGCAGCAGCAGCAGCAGCAGCAGCAGCAGCAGCAGCAGCAGCAGCAGCAGCAGCAGCAGCAGCAGCAGCCAGCAGCAGCAGCAGCAGCAGCAGCAGCAGCAGCAGCAGCAGCAGCAGCAGCAGCAGCAGCAGCAGCAGCAGCAGCAGCAGCAGCAGCAGCAGCAGCAGCAGCAGCAGCAGCAGCAGCAGCAGCAGCAGCAGCAGCAGCAGCAGCAGCAGCAGCAGCAGCAGCAGCAGCAGCAGCAGCAGCAGCAGCAGCAGCAGCAGCAGCAGCAGCAGCAGCAGCAGCAGCAGCAGCAGCAGCAGCAGCAGGUUGGUGUGGGUUCACCCGGGUCCCUGUCGCCUGCUCUUACUUUCGGUGGGCUGUCGUUUGAUGAGUGCAGGGGCGUCUUCCUCUCACCCAAUGCCCGCCGCCCAACAGCUCAAGCCGACCUCUCGUCUGCUUUCGCGUCUGCCACUGCCUCCCAUGGCGCUGCCUCCCAUGCCACUGCCUCCCAUGCCGCUGCCUCCCAUGGCGCUGCCUCCCAUGGCGCUGCCUCCCAUGGCGCUGCCUCCCAUGGCGCUGCCUCCCAUGGCGCUGCCUCCCAUGCUGCCACCUUCAGUGCCGCCGCACCCAAUGCUUCUGCCUUCAGCGUUGCAUGCCGCGUGCCACUGUCUUCAAUGACCGACGCCCCACAAUCCGCCAAUGCUGCUGCCGUCUCCAGUCCUGCUGCUGCCUGCGAUGCUGCGGCAGUGAAUAACGUCAUCCGCCCCGGCGCAGCUGCUCUCAGCCUGCCCAUGAAGCGACCCAGAGGCGACUGGAGCGGGCCUUUGGAGGUCCCACAUCUGUUGGGCCGACCUGUAUUCGGGUCUCUGGGCCCUGCGCUGGGGCAUGCGGACGCAUUGGACACACACUGUGUGCAGCAGGGAGGGGAGAGGAGCGGAGUGCAGCAGGUGGUGUGGCCUCGCGUGGAGUCGGGGAGAGCCCUUCUGCUGGAGGAGCAUGGGCAGCUGGAGAGGAGGUGGAGGAGACGCCACCGCCCAUCCAACUCACUGCUCUGGCGGGUUCAGUUUCUGCUGGAAUGAACUCCUGUGUUGGAGGGACGCCCCUUGCCAGUGCAAGCAAUAGAGGACAGGAGCUGCCCUCGGCAAUCGGCUCUUGCAACGUGGGGCAAGAAACGGACUCCUUGUUUAUCGACGCGCCCGUCUCUGUCCUGUGCUUGGCUGGGCGUGGCCCCACUGGUGUGCCCUUGGCGAGUGGGCCUCAGCGACGGGCGCUUGCGGCCUCUCUUCCUGAGCCAGGCCUGGCAGCGAGGCUGCUGGAACAAAGGGGGACUGGGGAGGGAGGUGUGGAGGGGGUGGAGGUUGGGGAGGGAGUUUCUCAGCUGCAGUACCAACUGAACAGUCGUGAGCGGUUCAAGCAUGCUCACUUUCCUGCACUCUCAUUGCCCCGCCCGCUACCACACCCGCUGAGACAGGCUCAUAUACAGUCCCCCAUUCUCAUCAGCUCAAGCCUUGGGGCUUCGCCAACAUAUCUGGGGCUUUGGGAGAGGAGGGUGCAUUUGCAGAGACCUUUCUUGAUAAUGAUGGGGAUUUGGAUAUGCGUAGUUACAACAGCACCUUGAACGGAGCAUACGGAUUUAAUGACACAGUAAAUGCUUUUAGCGGAAUACCAUCUCUGCA